Messenger RNA from Chlamydomonas reinhardtii, 3017 nucleotides. RefSeq lists its product as uncharacterized. Gene Ontology annotation, molecular function: zinc ion binding; endonuclease activity; nucleic acid binding. The record is from RefSeq and is a predicted model, not a curated record. The coding region runs from base 581 to 2278 and encodes 565 amino acids. The transcript has 12 exons. Lineage: Eukaryota; Viridiplantae; Chlorophyta; Chlorophyceae; Chlamydomonadales; Chlamydomonadaceae.
GCUUGCACCGGUACCAGACCCAGACCAGUCGGGGCCACAAUAGGUGCAGACGCUACGCCCCCAAUGGCAGAGACGCAACCCUCUGCCAGUUGCAGUCCACAGCCGAAACAAAUGCCCGGAUCCAUGCAAACUUAUUGUCCUCAGUGGCCGAGAGGCGCAGUCAGUAUGGCUGUAUCUGGGGGGCGCAUACUCAGUUCAGCCUGACCUGUGCACCCCGCAAACGUGCCGACUUUUGUAAACACCUGGGUGCGCAUCAGCCGUUGGCUUGCCAAAGUUUCAGCAGCGAACUCCCCCUAGAUGAAAAGUUACGGACCGCGUUCUCAUGCUCAUCCUAAUGAUCUAAGUUAGUUCUACAUUAUUAUUAUGUUAGAAGGAUUCCAUUCUAAGGCCAGGAACAACCCUACCCAUGCUGAAGUGAUGCAAAAUGCGGGGGCUGGUGGAUCCAGUUUACACGAACUCGAAAUCAACCCUGUCGCAAAUAAACAACCAAAAUUAUUCAGCAAAAGAUUGCGCAUGUAGAACGCAGUUUCCGGCACGGGGUGACGACACCGCAGCAGCGGUUCACGCAAACCUGACGAGCAUGCACCAACGCUGCCUUGCGCCACGACACCUUGGCUGUAACAACAAUGUACAUCAGCUAGGCAUGCCAUCUGUGCCGCGCGGCCGGCUGCUGCCGGUCGCGAGCGCGGCCGGGCCUCGCAAAGCGCCGCGGAGCCCUGGCGUUCCCUCCUUGCAACAGCCGGCCCCACGCAGCCCCAAGCCAGAGCCCGCUCCCACACCCGCGGCCUCAACAGCUUCUGUGGCUGAUGAAGAGGAGCAGCCGCGCUAUCAGCGGCCGGAUGUCAGGACCCAGGUGGAGAACUUAACCCUUAAGCAAAUCAUUGGCGACAUAGAGAGUGGCGAGAUCAAUCUUGAGCCCGAGUACCAGCGUGACUUCGUGUGGGACGCCAAGACCUGCUCCGGCUUCGUGCGCACCGUCUACAAAGGGCUGGAGACGCCGCCACUCACGUUCCACAGGCGUGAGGACCCAAACCGUGGCGUGGUGCGGGACGUGGUGGACGGGAAGCAGCGCCUGGCGACCCUCUACACCUUCAUGAGUGGCGACAAGCAGCGCUUCCCGAAGGCGCCCACGGUGUUGGACUUGAAGGAUGACGACAUGAGCGAGUUCCUGGACGGCAAGACCUUUGACCAGCUGUCCAAGUUUGACCAGUCGUACGUGAAGGCCGUGAGCCUCACGGUUCGCACCAUCCCGGCAAGCGCCAGCCUGGACUACGUGUACGACGUUUACGAGAGCAUGAACCAGGGCGGCGUGGGCCACAGCGCGCAGCAGAUCCGGAGGGCCGCCUUCCACGGCACUUACAUCCGCAUGCUGUCACGCCUGGCCCGCCACGAGGCGUUUCAGCAGCUGGCUGACCUGACGGAGGCGGAUAAGGAAGAGCUGCUGGGCGAUGAGCUGGUGCUGCGUUUCUUCGCGCUCUAUCGCGCCGCCGUACCCGCACUUAAGCGGCCGUACCGUAUGCCCAUGAAGCGCUUCCUGAACGAGGAGCUGCAGGUGCUGGACCCCGGCAGCGCGCGGCGGGUGGUGCUGCAGCUGAGCGAGGCGGAGGAGCGGGACAAGGAGGAGGCGUUCAGGACCACCAUGGAUGUGUGCGCGGACUUGGGCCUCAAGGCACUUGCGGAGGAGGCGCUCAAGGCCGGAGGCGGCCGCGGCAAAUCCUUCCGGCGGGGCGGUGGCGGCGGCUCCACCAACGUGCUGUGGGACGUGACGUUGGUGGGGCUGCGGUUGGCCCUGGACGAGGGUGCCAAGCCGCUGGAGUUCAAGCGGCACAAGGCCGCGGUGCAGGCCGGCUUCCGGUGCCUGCUGGAGGACCGGCGCUGGGCGGAGGUGCCGGCCGUGCUGAGCCAGAAGAGCUUCAUGGCGCGACUGGAGCUCUUCCGACAGCUCGUCAUCAGCGCGGCAUCCCUUGCCAAGCCUGUGGCGCCCCAGGCCGCCCAGGGCCCGCGCGCCUUCUCGCCCUCCGUGCGGGACAAGCUCUUUGCGCGGGAGUCGGAGCGCGGCGGCGCCAGCGGCGUGCGCUGCGCCUAUUGCGGCAUGCCCAUCGUGCACGUCACGGAUGCGGAGGUGGACCACGUGGUGCCGUACGCCAGUGGCGGCAGGACGACGCUGGACAACGCGCAGCUGCUGCACACGCUGUGCAACCGGGAGAAGGGGAAGAAGUCCAUGAACGCCGCGCCAGCGGCGGGCGGGGCUGACGUGGCUGGGGAGGGAGGCGGCUGAUGCGGCGGCGGCGGGGGAUGGUCAGUGUAUAACGUGGGCAGCGGGCGGCAGGGUUGGCGCGGGGUUGCCAAGGCACCAGGACAGCGGGCCGAAUUCCGGCGUGGCCGGACCAAAGCGGGGUGAACGAAAUGUGCCUCGUGUGUAUGCUUGUACGCCUGGUGUGGCAAUCAUGGGAAUGGCAAACGCAGACAAACCGAUCAAGGAGCCUCAUUAACAGGCUGUGGCGGCACAGGUGGCGGUAGCGUUGUGGUGUUCGUGGCAGGGUGUGGUGUUUCUGGUGUUUAGUGCGCGCUGCCCUAACCGCAAACCGACCCCAAGUGGUCACAAACGCAUCGGGUGAAGGCGGUCCCGUCACUGGAUGGCGGCCGCGCUGUGCGAAUGGGGCGCGGCGCCUGGACGAAGCGGCGGGGGGCCGGAGCCGCUGACCGCCUGACCCGGAGACCAGGAAAAGAUGAGAAGGCCGCGGUGCUUGAAGGUGGGGGCGUGUGCUGCAGGGCUCAAGCUGGGCCAAGCUUAAGGUGGUCCAAACGGAACUGCCAGUAGAAAGCGUGACCUGUCCAGUCAGUCGCUGCCGUCUGCACUCCGGCGUUUCCGGGUCGGGACAAUCUGUGUACUCUUUGGUAGACCAUAUUAUGAGCCUCGGGCUUCGAAAACAAAAGCGGACUUGGCGUUUGACAGACCAUGCGGUGCGCGCGAUGGUGUCGAUGGUGAUGGGACGGUUCAUCAACGCCCUCUUCGC